Anopheles arabiensis is the source of this 4767-nucleotide messenger RNA. It is a transcript of the gene Mad1, whose product is annotated as mitotic spindle assembly checkpoint protein MAD1. The record is from RefSeq and is a predicted model, not a curated record. Gene Ontology annotation, cellular component: kinetochore; nuclear envelope; mitotic spindle. Lineage: Eukaryota; Metazoa; Arthropoda; Insecta; Diptera; Culicidae. Gene Ontology annotation, biological process: mitotic spindle assembly checkpoint signaling; attachment of mitotic spindle microtubules to kinetochore. The transcript has 5 exons. Bases 249 to 2522 code for a protein of 757 amino acids.
CAUGCACAUUUUUAACGAAACUAUUGUCAACAACAGGCAUCAUUCGGUGAUGCCAAAAAGGAUCGUCUGCAGAAAAGUGAAGCAUACCGGUUUCUGCUAAAUCGUGUAAGAAAACAGAGCAACACGGAACAGGUGGCAGUUUUCCCGGCAAAAAGACACCGGUCCAGCGAGUCUCCCAUCUCGAGCAGCGGUGCAGGUUGGUGGUGUGAGGCAAGCUUACUCGGCACGAACAAGUGGUGGCGGCCGCGAUGCAAACCACGAUGGACGGCGAGGGAUGCGAUGAGACGCUAACGACGUACGGGAUGAGUUCGUCUACCGCGAUCGGCUCAAGCCGGCUGAGCUUCGAAAACAGUGCCUCGUUUGAGCUGAGCCGUAAGAAACGCCGCAUAUCCGGCCCGGGUUGUGAUAGGACCACCGAUACGAUGUACGAAGGGAACGUUAGUGGCGAUUCGUUUUCGACAACUGCGACCGGCUACACCACCACGAUGCAGGUGGCCCAAAGCCCGUGGGAGACGCGUCGUAUAAAGGCCGAUCUGAUCGAGGCACGCUCAAGGAUAACGUUCCUUAAGAAGGAAAUUGAACACCUCAACACGGAAAUGGCAACGACGCAGCUGCGCAACCAGCACAAAAUAUCCUCGCUCGAGAAGGAGCUAGGCUUCAGCGGGCAGAAGGUGACCGAUCUCGAGAAGCACCUGCAGCUCGUCCGCAAGCGCGAACACGUGGCCAAGCAGGACCUGAACAAAGUGCGCACCCAGCUCCAGCAGCUCAAAACCGAAGCCGACGGGCGGCAGUUCGAGCUGCGGCAAGCGCUGCAGCGGCUGGAGCAGAAGUACGAUUCGGACACCGGCGAGCUGAACACGGAAAUACGCGACCUCACCACCCAGGUGAACGACCUCGAGCAGCAGCUGACGCUCGCGCAGGACGAGCUGGACACGACGCGCGAAAUCAACGACACGCUCCAGAGCAAGGCGGACGCGUACGAUCAAACGAAGCGCGAGCUGGAAGCGACGCAAGACCGGCUGGCGGAGGCGGAAUCGCGCGUGAAAACGCUCGAGUACGAGGUGGGCAGCUACGAGGACUGGAAAAGCCUGUCGAAGGUGUCGGCCGACCGGCUGGCGAACACCACCGAGCUCGAGAAGGAGACCGUGCGGCUGAAGGACCAGCUGAAGAACCUGCAGAGCCUGAUCGGCGACAAGCUGCUGCUCGAGGAGCAGGUGGCCAGCUCGCAGGCACGGCUGAAGGAUCUCGAGCAGAAGGAUGCGCUUUCGGCGGCGCUGGAGGUGCGCGUGAAGGAGCUGGAGCGGGAGCUGGUCGAGUGGCGCCAGCUCGGCAAGGACUACACGCCCAAGGAGAGCCUGGUGAGCGCGAAAACGGUGCGCAACCGCAUCGAGCAGAUCCUGCAGAAGGAUCUGGUGCUGGCGAACGAGCAGUCGUCGGUGCAGACGGAGAAGCACCAGAUACAGGGGCGCAUCGAGGAGCUGCAGUCGGAGAAUGCGCUGCUGAACGGGCGGCUCGCCGACUACAAGCGGGCCCAGGAAGGUUUGCAGAGCAUCGUGCAUCGGGCGCAGAAGAAGCUUAACCUGGUGACGGGCGAGCGGGACUAUCUGAAGCAGCUGCUGGAAAGCUACGAGAAUGAUCUUACGAUUAGCCAUUCCGUCGUGGGCAGUGAGGCGGACAAGAAGCAGCUAAGGGCACGGAUCGAAAUGCUGGAAAAGACGCUGACCGGGUACAAGGAUCUGUGCCAGAAGCAGGAGGCCGAUCUGCAAGCGAACAAAGUGUUGCCCGAUAUCAGCUUCGUACUAACGUCCGAGCAGUACGAGAAGCUGCGCAAAGAGAUCGACGAGCUGCGGCUGGAGAAUGAGCGCCUGAAGCGGCGCAAGGACGAGCUGGAGGUGGAGGUAGAAAACCGAACGCUAAGGGCACAGAUAAACCGCCCGUGCCCGACCCAAACGACGAAGCUGGUGCGCUACAUCAACAGCCCGGCGACGGAAGAUAUCGUGGCGGAGCAUAACACGAAGCUGAAGCUGAUGGCCGAAAUCGAGCGGCUGAAGCUGCACAUACAGCGGCUGCAGGAAACGAACCAAGAUCUGACCGAGUGUCUGCACAACACGGACGAGACGGGCAACAUGACGAUGAAGAUAAAGGAGUCGGUCGACCUGCGGAUGCAGCUGAAGGAGCUGCAGGCCAAGUACGACCAGCGGAAGGAGCUGUACCAGCAGUCGUCGGAAGACUUCCGCACCGUGGUGAAUCUGCUGUUCGGCUUCAAGAUUGACCGCAUCAGCGGUAGCUACUUCCAGCUGCGCAGCCAGUACGCGGAAAGCCCGGACGAGUACCUGAACUUUGCGCUCGCACCGGACGGCAGUGUGCUGACGCUGCUCGAAUCGGACUAUGCCGCGUCGCUGCGGGAUCUGGUCGAGACGCAGUUUAAAACGCACAACUCGGUGCCCGUCUUUCUCAGUUCGCUCACGCUCGAGCUGUUCAAUCGGACCACCAUGACGGUGCAGUACUGUAACGCCGAGUGAAUGAAGGGAAUAAGAGGCUGGUCCAGCCAAACUGCUAUCAGAGAUCAUUCAUAAGACACCCACCCGAAACGUCAAGCAAAACAGAAAAAAUAGUCACCAGACUCCCGUUAUCGAGACCGUUUGAUGGCUCCAAACAAGGACACACAGUUCAGUGCACCCUUCUUCCACGCAUCUAUCUAGAAUGGUCUGGAAAGUCGCAUUGCUGCUGGCUUGCCGUUUCACUUAAAUUUCUUAAACGUUCCCCCCCCCCCGCCCAAAAGUCAUAUUAAUUUUACUGGAUUAAAGUAGGCACUGUGUAGAAGGCUAUGCAAUACCGCAUAGAGAAAGAGAGAGAGAGAGAGCCGGGUAAGAAGCAUCUCGUCGUAACUGUCCAGUCAUUUAAUUAGGAGAAAAUGUGUAGUGAAGGUGGCUUUUGUUGAACUGUGUUGAAGCCGAUUUUUUUUAUUUUAAACUAGAAAGUGUGGAACAUUGGGUGGUGUGCAGUGCAGCAUUUUGUUUUGUUGUGUACAUUACAAAUUGAAUCAAGCAAAAAACAGCAAUUCUAGUAGCUAGAAGGCAAGAAGGGUAUAACGAGGUUUCCCCACGAUGAUACCAAGAUUGUAAAGAUUUAAUAAUUAAAACAGUAAGGUAAAUGGUAUAAACCAAUCUAAUAAAACGAAUCACAGGAAGGUGUAGGCAACUCGGCUACCAAAAUAAUAAUGCAAAACAGUAAAAACUGUUUCUUCUAACGGUCAUUAAUUUCGGAUGACUGCCGGACAAAGUGAGAAGGAAGGAUUAUGUGCCUGCGCGCAGUGUUUUGUAGUACAUCACAUUUUUCAGCUUUUAUUUUGGGUAUCGGUUUUUCGAUCAUGUCGACAAUCAAGAACUCAAGUACCGCUUCCCAGUGUGGGCGGCAACGCAACCGGAAGAGAGCCACCGUUUUACAAAAACGACAACCCCGGUGCACACCGGAGAGUUCAUUCUGUCAGGCGACGAAGAAGUCAACUAGAGCGGCAAUCCAGCUUUGCAAGACGAGUAGAGUUGGUAAGUAGCACUGUUACUUACUCAUUUUGCUCCAUUUUAAUCCCUUUUCUAUUUGAGCUUCAUGCAUAAUUGAUUUGCCUGAUUCCGCUUUACUCAAGUUUUAUGAUGGAGUAAUUAUUAUUAAACUAAGUUGUUUAUUUUCCCAACCAAAACAUUUUCACAUAAUUAGUAUUCAUUGAAAGCCCUUUACCAGCUGUUACAAGUUCAGUUAAGAUAAACCAGGCAAACCUAACCUAACCUAACCUGUACGCCCUAAGCAAAUGAUUAGUUGACUUAGAAUGUGAUCUGUGUUCUGCACCGUCUACCAUCCUUGCGUGUCCUUCCAGCACAAUUUGACAAUUCUUUUAACAUACCCAAUCCAAUCUUGUACUCACUGCUCCGAUGCUACUGCUCUUCCUACACCACCUGUUUGGUUUGGUUUAGUGAUGACUAUUGACUUAUCCCUUUCCUAUCCCUUACUAAUGUGCGGUUUAAUGUGUUUGUGGUUAGUUGGUUUUACAAUCUUUUACUUGUCGUUUUGUUUUGUUCUUUUUUUUUUUGGUAUAUCGUUUCGUUUUUAAAAAUGGGCGGCGGUGCAUUCGAAGAAGUGUGCUCUGUCUUGCAUACAGUACAGUCCGGCUAAUCGGGAUAUUCAAAGAUUGAGAGAGAGAUACAGUGUGUGAUAAAAGUUUAUGGCCAGUGUUUUGUGCACCAUUUGGUUUUUUGGUUAUUAGCACUACCAUUUUUACGGAAGGAAUUAUUUGGAAAUGUUUGAAAACGAGGGCAAACCCGUCCAUUUGUUGGUGCACAGAAAAAUAUUUGUUUUUGAAAGGAAGCUCUACUAACAUCCUUUUACACUGCACUGGGAAUACACAUUCGAAGGGAAGAAGUUGUGCCUGCAUCCCGUCCAGUCGUGUGUGUGUGUGGAUUAUACAAAGGGAAGAUGUACGGAAAAUUGUUGCCCGAGCAAUCUCGUGUAAAUAUAUGUUGACAGGGAUAGAUUUUCCGUUAAAUAGCAAUAUAUUGUAUAUAUGCGUGUUUGUGUAUACCCUACAGUAAUAUAUAGCUUUCUUUUACGGACUCUUUUAUCUUGCUUUCACUCUCUUUCUCUCUCUCUCACACACACAAAUACGCAGACACGUCCUAUCGUCUGCUUUCUCAAGUGAACAAUUGUUUGAUUAUACGUUUUCUUUUCCUUCCCUAGGUCAGAUCUUUUUCUUUCACAUUCGUUUGUGUUGUUGUG